AUGGCCAAAAUCUACCCUAAUCAAGAAUCCACAAUACAAUCUCAGUCUCAUGAUGAUCAGUGUCUCAGUAAUAAAAGAGAGAGAUAUACAAUAUGGAUGAAAUCACUUGUUCUUCACUCAAAUGGUUGCACUGUCUAUGACUCAAAUGGUAAGAUUGUUUAUAGAGUUGAGAACUAUGAUAGAAAGGGUGGAAGAGAAGUGAAUCUGAUGGAUCUAAAAGGGAAUGUUGUGUGUACCAUCAAAAAGAGAUUACUAGCUUUUCGAUGUUGGGAAGGACACAAAGAGGAGCAACCAUGGUUUCAAGUUAAAAGAUGUUUUACAGGAAAAAUAGGUUGCACCAUUAAAGUGGGAUCACAAGAAUUGUGCAUAGAAAGAAUGAGUAUUGGAAAAUCAUUUGGUUUUCGGAUGGUAAACAAAAACGGAGGAAUCAUAGCAGAGGCAAAGCAAAAACACUCUUCAUCAGGGAUUCUUCUCAGUAAUGAUGUUUUAACUUUGAAUUUGGAAGGUGGGACAGAUCAUUCUCUUAUAAUGGCUCUGAUUACAGUAUACGGACUCAUAUGCCGAAAAAUGUAG
Messenger RNA from Vicia faba (fava bean), 573 nucleotides. The record is from the annotation of a GenBank genome assembly. NCBI's taxonomy places the organism in Eukaryota, Viridiplantae, Streptophyta, Magnoliopsida, Fabales, Fabaceae.